Messenger RNA from Acipenser ruthenus (sterlet), 4762 nucleotides. RefSeq names its product PH domain containing endocytic trafficking adaptor 2 (gene pheta2). The coding region runs from base 1202 to 1960 and encodes 252 amino acids. Gene Ontology annotation, cellular component: early endosome; trans-Golgi network; recycling endosome. The record is from RefSeq and is a predicted model, not a curated record. Gene Ontology annotation, biological process: endosome organization; retrograde transport, endosome to Golgi; receptor recycling. NCBI's taxonomy places the organism in Eukaryota, Metazoa, Chordata, Actinopteri, Acipenseriformes, Acipenseridae. The transcript has 6 exons.
UCAAUAUGUCAACAAGGGAACAUUAUUCAGCAGCUUUCAUUGGACUCUAUGAAGCUGAGGGAGUUCAUUCUAUAUAGAGGGGGUGGAAUUCAAUAUGUUAACAAGGGAACAUUAUUCAGCAGCUUUCAUUGGACUCUAUGAAGCUGAGGGAGUUCAUUCUAUAUAGAGGGUGUGGAAUUCAAUAUGUUAACAAGGGAACAUUAUUCAGCAGCUUUCAUUGGACUCUAUGAAGCUGAGGGAGUUCAUUCUAUAUAGAGGGGGUGGAAUUCAAUAUGUUAACAAGGGAACAUUAUUCAGCAGCUUUCACUGGACUCUAUGAAGCUGAGGGAGUUCAUUCUAUAUAGAGGGUGUGGAAUUCAAUAUGUUAACAAGGGAACAUUAUUCAGCAGCUUUCAUUGGACUCUAUGAAGCUGAGGGAGUUCAUUCUAUAUAGAGGGGGUGGAAUUCAAUAUGUUAACAAGGGAACAUUAUUCAGCAGCUUUCAUUGGACUCUAUGAAGCUGAGGGAGUUCAUUCUAUAUAGAGGGGGUGGAAUUCAAUAUGUUAACAAGGGAACAUUAUUCAGCAGCUUUCAUUGGACUCUGUGAAGCUGAGGGAGUUCAUUCUAUAUAGAGGGGGUGGAAUUCAAUAUGUUAACAAGGGAACAUUAUUCAGCAGCUUUCAUUGGACUCUAUGAAGCUGAGGGAGUUCAUUCUAUAUAGAGGGUGUGUGAUUCAAUAUGUUAACAAGGGAACAUUAUUCAGCAGCUUUCAUUGGACUCUAUGAAGCUGAGGGAGUUCAUUCUAUAUAGAGGGGGUGGAAUUCAAUAUGUUAACAAGGGAACAUUAUUCAGCAGCUUUCAUUGGACUCUAUGAAGCUGAGGGAGUUCAUUCUAUAUAGAGGGCGAUGCCAGAGCUGGACAGUUAGGAACGUAACACAGUCCACCGAAAUUUAUAAACUCCUCUCAGCACCGGAAGCUGUUUUUAAAUUCAGAAGACGACAAGCAGAAUAAAGGAACGAGCGAAAAGGACUACCUUGUACCUUGACUUCUGAAGACAGUUACUGGAAAGGGAUGGGAGUGAGACUCCUGUAUUGCACAGCAGCUUGCAUCCCCUAGAAUUUCAGGACUGAGACAUAAUUAAAAGCCGGAAGCCAUAAUCGCAGUACAUCUUCCCAGCCCCAGGGGGCGCUCUAUUUUUCUCUCUUUCUCCGAUGAUUCCAGGAUGAAGCUCCACGAGAAACAGUUUGUGCGCCACGCGUCUGGCCACUCCCCCGUCGACAAGGAGGGUUUCCUGGGCAAGAAGGGGGAGACGCGGCCCACAUACCAGCGCCGAUGGUUUAGCCUGAGGGGCAACCUGCUGUUCUACUACGAGAAGAGGGGGGACCCCGGGCCCUUGGGGGUCAUCGUGCUGGAAGGCUGCUCGGUGCAGCUCUGUGAGUCUUCCGCGGGCGAUUUCGCCUUCGCCAUCGUCUUCCAGGGACCCGGGCUUCGCACUUACAAACUGACCGCGGAAGACCAGCAUGAGCAGGAGUCGUGGGUUAAAGCCUUGCUCUCUGCAAACUUUGGUUACCUGCAAAUGCUGCUUCUGGAUUUGGAGAGGAUAUACCAGGAAGUCAGCGGGGAUUCCAAGCCCCUGGUUUUGGGUCCUGCCCCAGGCCACGCCCUUCCGGGCAAAGAGGGGCGUGGCUACGCUGCUGGGCAGCUUCAGGCUCCUCCCCCCAGUGGAAAAUCCAAGAAGUCUCCCAAGCUGUGGCCCAAAAGACAUGCCCAGGUCUCGCCCACUUCGGCUGAGACCCCGCCCACUGUGGGCGUGGUCGCCGGGGUGGAGGAGUGGUCUGUGGUGGAUGACACGCCCCUGGAGUCUUUUGUAGUUUUACACGCACGGUAUGGGCUGGAGAUCGGAGAGGUGAGAGAGGAGUGGAGGAAAAAGAAAGAGGGAGGAGGAGAAAAUAACAAGCCUCUCCUGAUCGAUUUAGGCUAAAAAUAAAUACAAAAAAAUAUAUAUUAAUGAGCCUUUUCAUGCAUAAAAAUAUUUUUAAAAACAGCAGCAUUUUAUUUUACAUGAAAGGGUUAAAUAUAGAUUAUGAUGAUAUUAAUUUAUUAUAUAUGAUUAUCAUUUGUGUUUAUUUAAAAAGGCAUUUUGGCUCCAACGAAUUCAGAGGAGACGUAAAACUAAGGUCCUAUUGGAAGUGACUCUGCAGCAGCAGCAGCAGCAGUUGUUGAUGAUGCAGAGUUCACCCUCCUAGUCUCUGCAAGUCGUUUUGGAUAAAAAGCCUCUGCUAAAUGAUUCAUUCAUUUUGCUUCAACUGUUUAAUUUCGCUGUAUUCAAAGCUGCUUUAUUAGGAUCUGUCUGUCUCCCAGACUGGGUUUGGCAUUGGCAUGUUCUCCUGGUAUAUCCUGGCUCCCUUGAUUUACUCUGAGAGAAUGAAUAAUUUAAGCAUCGCUGAGGACCCAACAACAGCGAAUCCUGACUACCAGCACCGCUGUGAUCCCGUUCCUAUUGAGCAUGUGUGGGAUCCAGCACCGGGAAGGAGACUUAGGAAUUUAAAGGAGCGCUGACCAUCUUUAAAAUCCAUUCUCUCACCUCUUUAUUAGCUUUAUUAACAUGAUCACUGGCCCCUCCCUUUAAAGGAGCGCUGACCAUCUUUAAAAUCCAUUCUCUCACCUCUUAUUAGCUUUAUUAACAUGAUCACUGACCCCUCCCUUUAAAGGAGCGCUGACCAUCUUUAAAAUCCAUCCUCUCACCUCUUAUUAGCUUUAUUAACAUGAUCACCGGCCCCUCCCUUUAAAGGAGCGCUGACCAUCUUUAAAAUCCAUUCUCUCGCCUCUUAUUAGCUUUAUUAACAUGAUCACCGGCCCCUCCCUUUAAAGGAGCGCUGACCAUCUUUAAAAUCCAUUCUCUCACCUCUUAUUAGCUUUAUUAACAGGAUCACCGGCCCCUCCCUUUAAAGGAGCGCUGACCAUCUUUAAAAUCCAUUCUCUCAGCUCUUAUUAGCUUUAUUAACAUGAUCACCGGCCCCUCCCUUUAAAGGAGCGCUGACCAUCUUUAAAAUCCAUCCUCUCACCUCUUAUUAGCUUUAUUAACAUGAUCACCGGCCCCUCCCUUUAAAGGAGCGCUGACCAUCUUUAAAAUCCAUUCUCUCGCCUCUUAUUAGCUUUAUUAACAUGAUCACUGGCCCCUCCCUUUAAAGGAGCGCUGACCAUCUUUAAAAUCCAUUCUCUCGCCUCUUAUUAGCUUUAUUAACAUGAUCGCUGGCCCCUCCCUUUAAAGGAGCGCUGACCAUCUUUAAAAUCCAUUCUCUCAGCUCUUAUUAGCUUUAUUAACAUGAUCACCGGCCCCUCCCUUUAAAGGAGCGCUGACCAUCUUUAAAAUCCAUCCUCUCACCUCUUAUUAGCUUUAUUAACAUGAUCACCGGCCCCUCCCUUUAAAGGAGCGCUGACCAUCUUUAAAAUCCAUUCUCUCGCCUCUUAUUAGCUUUAUUAACAUGAUCACCGGCCCCUCCCUUUAAAGGAGCGCUGACCAUCUUUAAAAUCCAUUCUCUCACCUCUUAUUAGCUUUAUUAACAGGAUCACCGGCCCCUCCCUUUAAAGGAGCGCUGACCAUCUUUAAAAUCCAUUCUCUCACCUCUUAUUAGCUUUAUUAACAUGAUCACUGGCCCCUCCCUUUAAAGGAGCGCUGACCAUCUUUAAAAUCCAUUCUCUCACCUCUUAUUAGCUUUAUUAACAUGAUCACCGGCCCCUCCCUUUAAAGGAGCGCUGACCAUCUUUAAAAUCCAUUCUCUCACCUCUUAUUAGCUUUAUUAACAGGAUCACUGGCCCCUCCCUUUAAAGGAGCGCUGACCAUCUUUAAAAUCCAUUCUCUCACCUCUUAUUAGCUUUAUUAACAUGAUCACUGACCCCUCCCUUUAAAGGAGCGCUGACCAUCUUUAAAAUCCAUUCUCUCGCCUCUUUAUUAGCUUUAUUAACAUGAUCACUGGCCCCUCCCUUUAAAGGAGCGCUGACCAUCUUUAAAAUCCAUUCUCUCACCUCUUAUUAGCUUUAUUAACAGGAUCACCGGCCCCUCCCUUUAAAGGAGCGCUGACCAUCUUUAAAAUCCAUUCUCUCACCUCUUAUUAGCUUUAUUAACAUGAUCACCGGCCCCUCCCUUUAAAGGAGCGCUGACCAUCUUUAAAAUCCAUUCUCUCACCUCUUAUUAGCUUUAUUAACAUGAUCACUGACCCCUCCCUUUAAAGGAGCGCUGACCAUCUUUAAAAUCCAUUCUCUCGCCUCUUUAUUAGCUUUAUUAACAUGAUCACUGGCCCCUCCCUUUAAAGGAGCGCUGACCAUCUUUAAAAUCCAUUCUCUCGCCUCUGAUUAGCUUUAUUAACAGGAUCACUGGCCAUCUUUAAAAUCCAAGACAUUUUAAAUCAUAGCUUAGUUUGUUUCAAUAAAUUAAUAACUAUGCUUUCAAAUAGCUAGUCGACAGAGUGUCUAAAUUUUAUUUAGCAGCAUUAUGGGCAGAAUGAUGUAUUGGGAACUCUGGGUUGGAAGUAAAGACUCCGGUCGCACAGCAGUGUUAUCCAUUCCCUGGUUUCACUAGGAGUUUAGUAAUCAGACACACCUGAGCUUGUUAGCUAGACACACUGGGGGCUGAUCAAGCUGGUAGUAAAACCUGGAAUGGAUCACACUGCUGUGCAAUAGGAGUCUGAUUCCCAGCCCUGUGAUUUAAUGAUGAAUAUUAGUGUGUCAGGUUUGUUUUGGGUGUGAAAAAAUAAAUGUGAAAAUAAAGUUUUCAUGUAACGAG